This is a messenger RNA of Uloborus diversus, 2277 nucleotides long. Its product is annotated as peroxidase-like. The transcript has 15 exons. Gene Ontology annotation, biological process: response to oxidative stress. The record is from RefSeq and is a predicted model, not a curated record. Lineage: Eukaryota; Metazoa; Arthropoda; Arachnida; Araneae; Uloboridae. Gene Ontology annotation, molecular function: heme binding; peroxidase activity. Bases 93 to 2129 code for a protein of 678 amino acids.
GCCCGGGCCUUGGUGGUUUAUCUUCGGAUCAUCUAUCGAUUGUGUUUGUUUUUACUAAUACGCAUUGUUUGUUUAUUUAUUACUCUUCGAGGAUGUACGCUCAUCUUCAAACGAAAAAGUUUGGAAGAACUGUAUUUAUUUUAUACCUCGUAACCGUGUGUCAGUGCCAAGUCACCACGUGGAACAUUAGGAAUCCAAACGAUAUCCUACCUUCACCAGGAUACAUCAGUACAGGCAGGACAAAAGAUAUUCCUGUACUACAGCCAUAUUCUCGAGCCCAACAAGCAAUAGAUCUUCAAGAUGUUUAUGGACCUCAUUUGCGAAGAGAAUGCCCGAUGAACCCUGAAAUUCUUGAUCCUUACAUCAUUGAAGCUACGCGGAAAGAGGUUAGUAGCUGCAGUGAUCAACCAAUAUCUUGUUAUUACGCCGAGUACAGCAAAUAUCGAACCAUUGAUGGCAGUUGCAACAAUCUCAGAAACCCCACAUGGGGGAAAUCAGACAUAUGCCUACGACGAGUUUUACCAUUCGAUUACGCAGACAGAAUAUCUUACCCCAGAAUUUCUUGCACGAAAAAGCCUUUGCCAAACCCAAGAGUGAUUUCAAAUGUGUUUCACAGAGAAAUACGACCCAAGUCCGAUCCUCUAACAACACAUUUUAUGGAAUGGGGACAGAUGUUGGCUCAUGAUUUGACACUCAACGAUUUAUUUAAGUCACCUGAGUCUGGAUACACUGCUCCCAUAGACUGCUGUAGUCAAGGGCCUCACAUCUCUGAUAUGUGCUACUCAUUCCCUGUUCCUCCUAAUGAUCCUUUUUACCCAAAAUUUGGAGUCUCGUGUAUCAAUCAAGUUCGAUCCAUGCCUUGCCAUCAAUGCAGUUCAACUAAAAGAAUACACUGGAACCAAAAUACAGCUUAUCAUGACUUGUCAUUGGUUUAUAGCAGUAAUGAAGAUGAAGCUUUGAAACUUCGAAGUGGAGUCCAGGGCAUGCUAGAUGUGGAAUACAAUCGAAAAUCUGGUCCCAUGCCGCCAACCGUUCGAGUCGAAGAUUUGUGCGUAUCUCCUCCACAAGAAAAGAGCUGCUAUAAAACAGGUGACAUGCGUGCGAAUCAGAAUCCCUUCUUGCUCACUGUUCAUACGUAUCUCUUACGUCAUCACAACUUCAUUUGUCAAGAAUUGCAUGCAAUUAAUCCGCACUGGGAUGACGAAAAGCUGUAUCAAGAAGCAAGACGGAUUAACAUUGCUCAGGCUCAGUUUAUUACCUAUGGCCAUUAUCUUCCAAAUGUUCUUGGAGAAAUUAUGGAAAAAGAAGGAAUUCACAUACUUCCUGGGGCAGAGUACACGAAAUACAGUCCCGAAUUGGAUGCCAGUAUUGCUGACGAGUACAGCGCAUGGGCAGCAAGAUACGGACAUACCCUGAUCCCUGGAAGAUUCUCUGAGAUCGACCCAAAGACUCUGACGACAGAACUAAUGCAACUGAGAGACAAUUACUUUACUCCUUUUGGAUUCCGUUAUGGACAGUUUGACAAAGUAGCCAAAGGAAUGACUGUUGAUCGAAAAAUGAAACAUGACGUGUUUUUAAGUGACGACAUUAGAAAUUACUUAUAUCGUAGGUUAUAUCUGAAUGAAACUACUGGAAAUGAUUUAGCUUCUGCUAGUAUCGUAAGAGGAAGAGACCACGGGAUACCUGGCUACACAUACUAUUUGUCUUACUUCUUCAACCUCACAACUCAUUCGUUCGACGAUUUGAGGAAAAUGCUUCCAGACAAGUCUGUGGACUUGUUGGAGGAGCUUUAUGAAUCUGUGCAUGACGUGGAUGUCUACUCAGCAGGUUUGGCUGAAUAUUACGUUCCAGGUGGGUUUGUAGGACCCACAUUCGGCGCUGUUCUUGGACAACAAUACAAAAGAGUUAAAUUUGGUGACCGAUAUUGGUUUGAACACGCAAAUCAAGCGGGAUCAUUUAAUCCAGAUCAGCUGCUAGAAAUUAAAAGAACGACCCUCGCAAGAAUACUUUGCGAAACUACAAGGAUUACAGAAAUUCAAAUGCAACCAUUCCGUCCUCCUUCUUCAAGCAACCCAAUAGUUCCAUGCGAAAAAAUACACAGGUUCAAUUUUCUGUUAUGGAAAGAAUAAAAUGCCAAAGCAAGAUAGGUUUCCUUGUUGUUGUCCAGAGUUCCGAAGUAGAAAUGUUGACUUUGAAAAAAGUUUGUAAUUUAUAUGAUGUGAAAAAGUUAGAGAAUUAGUUGUAUAAUUUAAUGAGAUUUAUAAAUACAUUUUCAAU